AUGGUCACCGUCGGAGCCGGUCUGUUCCUGAGCAAGCAGCUCGGCCGCGACGUCGGUCCAGGCCAGGCCAACUGGAUGGCAGCCUUAACUCAGGGUGCAUUCGUCGUGAUGAGCGGCAGACUCGGCGCUGUGUACGGGCACCAGCAGGUGCUCCUGGCCGGCGGCGCCAUCUUUGCGCUCUUCACCCUCGUCACCGGCUUCUGCACCACCUACGAGUCCUUCGUCGCCUGCCGCGCCCUGACGGGCGUUGGCGCCGGCCUCUCGAUGCCCAACGCCGUGGCCAUGGUCACUAUCAUGCUGCCACCGGGCCGGUCGCGCAAUGUCACGGUGGCGUUUUUCGCUGCUGCGGCGCCGAUCGGUGGCUGGUUGGGCACCCUCAUUGCCGGCUUGUUCAUCGAGUUCACUAAUUGGAGGUGGAUCUUCUACUUCUUGGCCAUUUUCAGCGCAGUCGUCUUUACCGUUCUGUACAUCUCUCUGCCGCCGGAGGAGCCCGUUGACAGGGCCGGCCGGGUCGACUAUGUAGGGUCGUUCCUGGGUGUUAGCGGAUUGCUGCUUUUCAACUUCGCAUGGAACCAAGCACCUUCAGUUGGCUGGGCCACUCCAUACGAGAUCGCCGUUAUCAUCCUCUCCGUCGUCCUCCUGCUAGCCUUCGCCGCGUGGGAGCACUACUUUGCCAAGGAGCCCAUGAUGCCCUUGUCCAUCUUCCGCGGUCCCACUUUUGCCGCCCUGGUUAUCGUCGUGCUCCUCAGCUACAUGUCCUUUGGGAUCUCGCUGUGGUACAUGGUCGCCUGGGGCCAGCUGGUGCGCGGCUGGAGCGUGAUGGACCUGUCCGUCAACAUGAUCCCCUUCGCCAUCGGCUCCACGGCCUCGGUCGGCCUGGCCGCCUGGCUCAUCCCCCGGGUCGCGGCGCAGUGGAUCGUGGGCCUCGGCAUCGCGUCGGUGCUGCUGUCCAACCUGCUCCUCGCCACCAUGCCGGUGUACCAGACGUACUGGGCCCAGGUGUUCCCCGCCAUCGUGAUGGGCAGCGUCUGUCCCGACUUUGUCUACGUCGCGGCCCAGGUGAUCGCGAGCAACAGCGUCAGCCGCAAGCAGCAGGGCAUCGCCGGCAGCCUCAUCGGGACGCUCAACCUCUACGGCAACAGUCUCGGGCUCGGCUUCGCCGGCACCAUCGAGACGGAGCUUACGCAAGGGGCGAGAGCCGAGGUGCCGGUAGACCAGAUCCCGGGCUAUCGUGCCGCCCUCUAUUUUGGUGUUGCGCUCGCGGUAGUGGCCCUCGUUCUGGACUUUGCGUUUGUGAGGAUGCCCAAGGAUGAGAGGGAAGGGUGGGAGGGGGCGGAUGGUGAGCAGGAAGAUGUGGCUGUGGGCAGCACUACAGGCAUCCAGCUGCCGAGCCGUGCAUGA
Molecule: messenger RNA, 1401 nt
Organism: Thyridium curvatum
Lineage: Eukaryota; Fungi; Ascomycota; Sordariomycetes; Thyridiales; Thyridiaceae
Exons: 4
Coding region: 1-1401 (466 amino acids)
Biological process (GO): transmembrane transport
Cellular component (GO): membrane
Molecular function (GO): transmembrane transporter activity
Source: RefSeq, a predicted model, not a curated record